Molecule: messenger RNA, 2312 nt
Organism: Tupaia belangeri chinensis (Chinese tree shrew)
Lineage: Eukaryota; Metazoa; Chordata; Mammalia; Scandentia; Tupaiidae
Gene: DGAT2
Product: diacylglycerol O-acyltransferase 2
Exons: 8
Coding region: 219-1385 (388 amino acids)
Biological process (GO): triglyceride biosynthetic process; diacylglycerol metabolic process
Cellular component (GO): endoplasmic reticulum membrane
Molecular function (GO): diacylglycerol O-acyltransferase activity
Source: RefSeq, a predicted model, not a curated record
UCCUAACGCACCGCAGUGGCCGGCUCGGCUCAGCGCGUGCUGUUCGCCUCUCCGCCCGGGCAGCCGGCCCCUCUCCGUGCUCUGUAGCCGCCCCGGCUUGGGUGCAGCCCCCGGCGCCCGUGCUCUGCGCGAAGCCCUGGCCCCCGCGGCCGGCGCAUGGGCCAGGGGCGCGGGGCGAGGCGGCAUACCGCAGGGCCGUGACACGCACCGGCUUCAGCAUGAAGACCCUCAUAGCAGCCUACUCUGGGGUCCUGCGAGGAGAGCGUCGAGCUGAGGCUGCCAGGAGUAAGAACUCCAACGGAGGACCUGCGCUGUCACGAGAGGGGUCUAGAAGAUGGGGCACUGGUUCCAGCAUCCUCGCAGCCCUCCAGGACCUCUUCUCGGUCAGCUGGCUCAACAGGUCCAAGGUGGAGAAGCAGCUGCAGGUCAUCUCCGUGCUGCAGUGGGUGCUGUCCUUCCUCGUGCUGGGAGUGGUCUGCAGCAUCAUCCUCAUGUACACAUUCUGCACCGACUGCUGGCUCAUCGCUGUGCUCUACUUCACCUGGCUGGCGUUCGACUGGAACACGCCCAAGAAGGGUGGCAGGAGGUCACAGUGGGUCCGAAACUGGGCUGUGUGGCGCUACUUUCGAGACUACUUUCCCAUCCAGCUGGUGAAGACGCACAACCUGCUGACCACCAGGAACUACAUCUUCGGCUACCACCCCCAUGGCAUCAUGGGCCUGGGUGCCUUCUGCAACUUUAGCACAGAGGCCACGGAAGUGAGCAAGAAGUUCCCUGGCAUAAGGCCCUACCUGGCCACGCUGGCCGGCAACUUCCGGUUCCCGGUGCUGAGGGAGUACUUGAUGUCCGGAGGCAUCUGCCCUGUCAAUCGGGACACCAUAGACUACUUGCUCUCUAAGAACGGCAGUGGCAAUGCCAUCAUCAUCGUGGUGGGGGGCGCAGCUGAGUCCCUGAGCUCCAUGCCCGGCAAGAACGCGGUCACGCUGCGCAAUCGCAAGGGCUUCGUGAAGCUGGCCCUGCGCCAUGGAGCCGACCUGGUUCCCAUCUACUCCUUUGGAGAGAACGAGGUGUACCAGCAGGUGAUCUUCGAGGAGGGCUCCUGGGGCCGAUGGGUCCAGAAGAAGUUCCAGAAGUACAUUGGCUUUGCUCCAUGCAUCUUCCAUGGCCGGGGCCUCUUCUCCGCCGACACCUGGGGGCUCGUGCCCUACUCCAAGCCCAUCACCACCGUGGUGGGUGAGCCCAUCACAGUCCCCAAGCUGGAGCGCCCCACCCAGCAGGACAUCGACCUGUACCACGCCAUGUAUGUGGAGGCCCUGGUGAAGCUCUUCGACAAGCACAAGACCAAGUUUGGCCUCCCGGAGACCGAGGUCCUGGAGGUGAACUGAGCCAGCCCCGGGACCAGCUCCGGGAGGAACCGGCUGCCAAUCAUCUUCUACCGAGUUCUCAAGUGCUUUUUAUUCUGUAAAUUUGGAAGCGUCAUGGGUGUCUGUGGGUUAUUUAAGAGAAAUUAUAAUAAUUUUGUUAAACCAUUACAAUGUUAGGUCUUUUUUAAGGAGGAAAAGUCAAUGUUUCAAGCUCUCUCACUCCCAGUUUGUUCUGUUCAAGGUGGUGGCUCCAGCACACCUGGGCCUUUCAGUUUCUCAGUCUGGUCUUCCUGAAAUGGCAGAGAACUCAGUCCUGGUCCGUGGGGAGGAGGGACAGCAUCAGUGCUUCGGCCAGACAGAUUAUUUACUUUCUGCCCCGGGGUGGGAGGCAGAAGCCACUUCCAGUACAAGCACCUCUACCCAGGCUGGCUGCAGGACCAGGCCCGCUUGCCAUAAGAGGAGUUGGAGGGCUCGGUAGUUCCCCUUUUGAGGGCAGCGGUGACCAUCUGGCCACUCCAGCUUGGUUCUGCUUGCUGCCACUCUCAUCCCAGCCCUCGUCUCUCAGAGCUGAUCCUGGGCAGCCCCCAGGGGGAGGUAGGGCACCAUCUCUUGGAUUACCCAGCCUCCAUGUCGGUGGGAGUCCGUUCUCAGAGGCUGAUCACGUGUUCUCCCUGGGCAGACUCAUGGCUGGCCUGUACCACGUACUUCUUGGUGGUCUCAGCCUGAGUGUGGUGUGAGGAAGGGGCCUCUUCUGUUCUCAGAAGGGAUGGCUGGCUUCUGGGCAGGGGUCCCAAACCCAACCUUCCCAUAUCUGUGCCUUUCUGAGGGGGUGGGGGCCGAGGAACCCAGCCCCUCCUCUGUACAUUUUGUUUUCUCUCAAUGAGAUCAUUGUACGUCAGACUUUUGUACAGUCCUGGACAAAUAAAGGAAUAUGAGAAUCCACUCUGA